UUGGGGCCGUCCUAUAAAUAGGACGGGAGACCCGGAGGGCCCGGGACUUGCUGCUGUCUGCGCCCCGCAGCACCCCCCGCCACCCCCGCCGGCUCCGGCUCCAGCCACCCUGGCCAUGGCCCGCACGCUGUUCCUCAGUCUGGGCAUCUUGGGCAGCCUGCUGCCGCUGCUGGCCGCCUGCCCCCCGAACUGCCACUGUCACGGGGACCUGCAGCAUGUCAUCUGCGACAAGGUGGGACUGCAGAAGAUCCCCAAGGUGUCAGAAAAGACCCAGCUGCUCAACUUGCAGCGCAAUAACUUCCCCGUGCUGGCGGCCGACUCGUUCCGGACCAUGCCCAACUUGGUAUCCCUGCACCUGCAACACUGCCAAAUCCGAGAGGUGGCUGCGGGCGCCUUCCGCGGCCUCAAGCAGCUGAUCUACCUGUACCUGUCCCACAACGACAUCCGCGUGCUGCGCGCGGGUGCGUUCGAUGACCUCACUGAGCUCACCUACCUCUACCUGGACCACAACAAGGUGACGGAGCUGCCCCGGGGGCUGCUGUCCCCUCUGGUCAACCUCUUCAUCCUACAACUCAACAACAACAAGAUCCGCGAGCUUCGAGCCGGCGCCUUCCAGGGGGCCAAGGACCUGCGCUGGCUCUACCUGUCGGAAAACGCCCUCAGCUCGCUGCAGCCCGGGGCCCUGGAGGACGUGGAGAACCUGGCCAAGUUCCACCUGGACAGGAACCAGCUUUCCAGCUACCCCUCGGCGGCCCUGAGCAAACUGCGCGUGGUGGAGGAGCUGAAGCUCUCGCACAACCCUCUGAAGAGCAUCCCCGACCACGCCUUCCAGUCCUUCGGCAGAUACCUGGAGACGCUCUGGCUGGACAACACCAACCUGGAGAAGUUCUCAGAUGGUGCCUUCCUGGGUGUGACCACACUGAAACACGUCCAUCUGGAGAACAACCGCCUGAACCAGCUGCCUUCCAACUUCCCCUUUGACAACUUGGAGACUCUCACUCUCACCAACAACCCCUGGAAAUGCACCUGCCAGCUCCGGGGUCUUCGACGGUGGUUAGAAGCCAAGACCUCUCGCCCAGAUGCUACCUGCGCCUCACCAGCCAAGUUCAAGGGCCAGCACAUCCGUGACACAGACGCCCUCCGCAGCUGCAAGUUCCCCACCAAGAGAUCCAAGAAAGCUGGCCGCCAUUAAGCAGGUCCUGACCCAGCCAGUCCUGGUGACUGGCCCCUGCCUUCAGCUGGAGAAACUACUGACCGUCCCUCGCCAUCCACACCUUCUCCCCAUGGCCUCUGCUGAUGCACAGAGCUGCCCACAUUUAGACAUGUCCUGGCUAGGGGCACCUGGCUUUCCAGAAUGAUCCCAGCUCCACCCAGUGGAGUCUCAGGGAGGACACAGACCUCCUCCCCAGCCAAUGUGCCUGGGCCCUGCCAUAGCUCCUCCCAGAGAAGCUAUUUCUAACCCUGGACCCCAAAUCCACCAGGGCCACACCGAGUACCUGGUCAUCAGGAUGGCCACCCUCCCCAAAUCAGCACCCUCCCUCCUUGCCAUUUGGAAACAAACAUCAGGCCCCUGUCCCAGUCUCGUUUCCAGAAAGGGUCUCACAAGUCCAUCCUCAACUUGGCUGGGCCCCACCUGCCAGGACAUGCGAACAGGACACAGGUGCUUAGCUGCACAUCCCAC
Jaculus jaculus (lesser Egyptian jerboa) is the source of this 1681-nucleotide messenger RNA. It is a transcript of the gene Chad, whose product is annotated as chondroadherin. Gene Ontology annotation, cellular component: extracellular matrix. Bases 116 to 1192 code for a protein of 358 amino acids. The record is from RefSeq and is a predicted model, not a curated record. The transcript is spliced from 4 exons. Lineage: Eukaryota; Metazoa; Chordata; Mammalia; Rodentia; Dipodidae. Gene Ontology annotation, molecular function: protein binding.